Molecule: messenger RNA, 2325 nt
Organism: Eutrema salsugineum
Lineage: Eukaryota; Viridiplantae; Streptophyta; Magnoliopsida; Brassicales; Brassicaceae
Exons: 6
Coding region: 1-2325 (774 amino acids)
Biological process (GO): proteolysis
Molecular function (GO): cysteine-type peptidase activity
Source: RefSeq, a predicted model, not a curated record
AUGGUGGCCUCUGAAUUCCCUAGAAGACUGUACACCAAGGGGUUUGAGCCAGCCCCGGAUAAAAGCAUCGGCUAUUAUGCUGAUGAUUAUAAGCUGGUCCAUGCACUAAAGUUAGCUCUACAAGAGGAUGAAUGGGAAGAGAUUUACGAGUCACCGUUGGGUGUCUUUUUAAAGUUCCACGACUUGGAUUUUGGUUGGGCUUCUAGGCUGAUCACCGGACUCAACUGCGGGUACGUGGAUGACUUGGCUUUAACUGAUCCUGCGCUUGUCGAUGAUAUGCGUGCAUUUUGGGAGCUAAUGGGGGUCGAUGCCGAGUCGGGCCCAAGCACUACCGAAAUUAUCGAAGCCUGUUCCAACUGCUCAUCAUGGUCUCGGGAUGAUAGGCUGCGGUUGGGUUAUCUUGGGAUCUACGCUGGUUUCAUAGUGGCAACGAGACUUGGCUCAUCCACAAAUGUCAACCAUGCCAGACUAGUGAUGGAUCUCGAAGGUUUUAAGGAGUUUCCAUGGGGAAGAAUUGCUUUUCAGCAUUUGAUCAAGUCUGUUAAGGAGAAAGAUCUCAGCAAAAACAUUCAUAUAGAAGGAUUUGUGCAAGCUCUUCAAGUGUGGGUGUACUAUGCUCUACCGGAUUUUGCUGCUGAAUUUGGCGAACCAUUGCCAAAUGUUACUGAAGAACCUCUUUUGCUGGCUUACAAAGGAUCAAGAGGACGAAAGAACAUCAAAGCCAACAUGCUAAAACAGGCUCGCAUACAGUGUUGCGUGGCUAAGAACUUGGCGGAUAUGUUUCUCGUGUGGGAUGAUGACGAACAGGAUCCAGAUAUUGUCAAGAUUGUCAAUGCACUCCAUGACCCCAAUUUCAAGUUCUCAAAAAACCAUUGGCCUUUGGAAGGUGUUUUGGGUGCACACAUCGUCAAGGCAGAAGCCGGAAAGAAGAGCCUUCCCUCAGAUGAAUCAAGUCGCAAGAGACCCUGCACAGCCUCUGCCUCUGCCGCAUCAUUCGUUGGUGAUGAAGGGGUCGGAGUUGUCGCUACUAUGAAAGCGCACUUCGACCAAUGCUUCAAAAGCUUUUCAACCAAGAUGCUGAAUGGUCUUGGUAGCUGUGAAAAGCAGAUCAAACGCCUCACCGAGAAGGUUGAAUCUGUAGAGCGUGCGGUAGAAGAGUUGACUACAGGGUCGGCGAAGCACACUGAGGAAGAGGUUAAAGACAAUGUAGAGCCAACCCAGCAGCAAGGCACUGGAUCCAAGAAGCAUGAAGGGAUUAGUACCAAAAACCCUCCGCCUAUACGAAAACUUUACAUGCGAACAAGAUCACACAAAAGUAAUUCAGAUAAAUAUGAUGCUCCGAUGAAAGAUAAUGUCAACGUUGGUGCGUGUGAGAGUGUUAACGCCCCCGGGGAUGCAAAAGGAAAGAAGGCUGUCGUGAAGGAAGAAGAGGCCCCAGAGCCUAAUUUUUGUGAAAUUGACCCGAAGACGUGUGAUGUUGACUUUGACGCGGUUGCACUAGCCAAAAAUGCCAAAGCCAGAGAAGCGGCUCAGAUUGUUGCUCGAGCAACUAGUGCCAGACACCGCCAGCUGGCUGCGACACAGAAGAGUCCGUUCUUAGGAAACAGCACCACAAAGGCCAUCAUUCCAUCGUCGGCAUCUCACUCCGGCCGUGUCCGUGGAUAUGAUCCUUUUGAUCAAACCGGUGUCAAGGCGAAGCAUAUCACUCUAAUGAACUUUAUCAAAUCAAACCCUGCCUAUCCAAAACGCCCAAGACACUCUUCGAUCGAGUGGUAUUACAUUCUCCGGACACCGACGAAAUGGCUAGCUGAUACGCACAUGGAAGCUUACAUUAACCUACUCAUGCUGCGAUUAUCCAAGCAUCCGGAGUGGUUUGUAUCCGACCGGAUUUGCUUCCUCAACUCCAUGUUUGCUACUGUUUGGAGGCGUGACUACAAAGAUUUCAAAAACUCUGACCCGAAUGCAGAUGGGUCUGGCAAACUUCUACCGCCUGGAGCAUAUUCGUACUACACUGGCGAAUUACCUAUCUACUGCCAGACUAAGAAGACGUGGGCAUAUGAUGUCGACUAUUUGUACUCCAUGUUGCAAAUUAGGGAGGACCAUUGGGUAGCUAUAUGGGUCUCAUUUGUGUCGAGGCAUAUCACGAUAUGGGAUAGCCAUGCGGGAACCAAAUAUGCAUCUGAUGAACAAAUUGCCGAAGCUGUAGAGCCUCUUGCGGUUAUGAUACCCUACCUUCUUCAGACCUGUGCACCUGACGAUGACAAGUGGAGAUUCCCCUACACGCCGUUCACCCAUUCGCGAGUACCAGGUACGGAGAUACCUUAA